Moneuplotes crassus is the source of this 2167-nucleotide messenger RNA. NCBI's taxonomy places the organism in Eukaryota, Ciliophora, Spirotrichea, Euplotida, Euplotidae. The record is from the annotation of a GenBank genome assembly.
ACUGAUGUUAAAAUCAACAUUCAAUAAGCAACCGAAGAAACUAGAUAAUCUUAAAAUCCCUGAUAGGAUAUCUAGGAAGGAAUCUUUUAUAAGGCCAUUGAAAUCAAGGGCUCUCAGUCGGGGAUCUUUAUAUUCCAGAUCAAGUACAAAUUCUUCAAAAUUUCCCAAAAACUACGGCAAAGAUAUCAGGAUUGAACUAGGUAAGCUUAAGACUAAAGAUUAUCAAUCAAAAAUACCCUUCCCAACAUUUGAACGAAGUACCAACUCAAUUAACCACUAACCAGAAAACCUAAUAAAUUGCUUUACAUAACAUCUAUUUUCUUUUAUUCAAAAUCAAGAAAAUUCUAAAACCCCAAAAAUAUACCAAGUCGAAACCUUAUCUUCUCUCUGGGCAUCCCAACCCCACUUGUGACACUACCCUAUUCUGUUUGUCUACCAACCCCCUUGACUGUUCUACAGAACGAUUCAUGAUAGUGAGUAAGAGAAGGCCCAAAUACAUUUUAGACGCCGGCAAGGGAUCCGAUUCAUUGACCAAAUAAAGUUGACUACUUCUUCAGGUAACCCUUUGGGUGCAAUGGCCUUUGUUCACCACUUUAGAUUUUGAAAGAGACUCGCCAUUGUCUCUUUGGAGGAGUGGUACGGGGGUUUAUAUUAGAGGGAAGGUGACGAGUAGUCAAUUUUUGGAGGUUUAGGGGUUUUGGAGGAGAAAAUAUAUAGUUAUGGACAGAUAUAAAAUCAAUUUUUCUUUUUUAUUAAAGAAUUUUUAUCAAUGUAAACCUCCUGAUUUAUUGUAGCUCAUUUUAACUUCCUUUUCCUGCCUAAUUUCACUGUAUCCAAUUCUCAAGUUACCUCAAAAAUUUAUAUCCAAAAGCUUUGCCUAAUAUUUAUUCUUGCUCUCAAAAACAUUGAUAAAUAAGCUAUAGGCCGUAUCAAAAUAAAGAAAUUAGAAAGCACAAGAAAGAUUAUUCCUGAGAGAUCUGAAGAUGAGGUUCUAAAGAAACAUCUAGUCAAGCCUACUUAGACAAAUGUACAGUGUGCCAACGAGGAAUUGCUGUCCCAAUACAGUCGUUUUCCCCACUUUCAAUAAGUGCCAAUGCUAAUUGGGGAAAAAUUGCUUCUUUUGUACUGAAAUAAAACUGAUAAAGAGAAGAAAAAGAAACUACUCACCCCUUAUAACAUGAGGAAGUAUAAAAAUCAACGAAGAGCAGGGGUUUCAGCAGCUAUUGCUUUUACAUUUCCUUUCUCAAAAUAAACGGUCAAAUCAAGAACCAGUGAAGCCAAUUCGACCUACAAAGAAAAGAACCACACUAACUGAGAUUACAGAUACAGAAGAAAACAAAACCCAGAAUGAGAUAAAGAAGCGGCCUAUUAUAAAGAAGCUGACUAAAAAGUAUGAAACUAGCAAUUCAUUCAUCAAGAAGAAAGAGAGCUUCAAUAGGUUUAUUAUCUCCUUGAAGGAAUCUACUUCUUCUUCCAAACCUCGCAGACAAAGCUUAAUUGGAACGAAAGGCAUUACUCAGAAGGAUAUGAUUCAGCCGUCUUUGGAAAGUUACUCUGGGAGAAGUAAACCCAAGGGUAUCAUUAAGAGGAUCUGCCGUAAAUAUAAGGACAUAAAAACAUUCAAGAAAUCAAAAACCAGAAAUAGUUUUCACCUGACUGCGCAUACCAGGAUAGACAAUAUGAAAAAGUCACGUUUUGCAAAUCAGAAAGCCAAAGAUAAUAUAAGAAAGGAGUCAACUAUAUCCUCAUCUGACUUGAGUAUUUCAGAAUUCUCAAGAGAAUCAAAUUCUAUUGAGAAAACAGUAAUUCAAAAACAACCAAUGAAACAGAAGAAACCGAAAUUGAUGACAAGAUCAUUGAUUUAUAGAAAGCCAGUCCAGAUCAAAACAAGGAACAACUCUACUCAAAAGCUCUCAAAGCCCAGAACCCGGCCACGAACAAGCAGGAAACCUCAGACUUUGACUAAGAAGACACUAAGAAAGUCCUACAGGCUGGAUUACUUCCCAUGGGACUUGUUCAUAGCAAAAUCCUAGUCCUCCUCCUUCAUCUGAAGCUGGACUUGCUGCUAGAUAAGCUCUUCGAGGCACAUGCUUGAUAAGGGCCAGGAUGGAUGCCCCUAGGUAUAAGGAUAGACAAGCAUAGCUUCAUUAGUUAAAUCCAAGGUUUU